Molecule: messenger RNA, 1615 nt
Organism: Musca domestica (house fly)
Lineage: Eukaryota; Metazoa; Arthropoda; Insecta; Diptera; Muscidae
Product: ileal sodium/bile acid cotransporter
Exons: 4
Coding region: 87-1499 (470 amino acids)
Cellular component (GO): membrane
Source: RefSeq, a predicted model, not a curated record
AAAAGUGCAACAAAAAAUAUUUUAAGAAAGAGUGCUAGUCGUUCAAUAACAAAAAAACGCAACAACGCACUAAACGAAUAUCGGCAAUGCAAUUUCCGAAAGAUGCACUUCGCAUUGUGGGGGUUAUCUUGAUAGCUCACUUGCCGGUAUAUCUGGCAAAUGGAAGAGUGGGAAAUGCAGAAAACGUCGGAGCCACUUUAAAUGCAUUGGACGCUUCGAGCGCCGUAGUGGAACCAAAAUGGCAUGUCAAUUUCAAUCCCCCCAAUAUGACGGCACACAUGGAUACGAGUGUUGAAAUACAGGUUAACAUAACAAAUAUUAAUGCGGCGAACUUAGACGAUGUGGUCUUUCGUUUUCACAGUGACAACAGUGAUUUGGCACAAGUGGACGAUGUGGUGCAGGGCUCCCAGAUUGAUCCUCUUACCCAUACAUGGCAAGGAAAUAUUACAAUACGCACGAUAUUUUUGGGUUUUACAAACAUCCAUGUACAUAUGAUCAACGAGAAGGAGAACACAACGGAAAUCAGCAGCGAAUCUUUCCCAUUGAUAAUAAUACGAAAACAACGCGUAAUUGAUCAUGUAUUUACGGGAUCAGUUGCCUUGCUGGUGUCUUUGUUGUACAUAAACUUUGGUGCUGCCUUGGAUAUGUCGGUACUAAAGGGGCUGAUUGUGAAGCCAGUGGGUCCAUCAAUUGGCUUCGUUUCCCAGUUCGUGUUAAUGCCGCUCAUCAGCUAUGCCGUGGGUUAUUUUGUUUUUCCGGAUAGUGUUGAAAUGCAAUUGGGUCUAUUCUUUACCGGUGUCUCACCCAGUGGUGGUGCUUCCAACAUUUGGUCCGUCAUCUUGGGUGGUAACAUAAAUUUAUCCGUCCUGAUGACUACCGUUAGCAAUAUUGCCGCCUUUGGCAUGAUGCCACUGUGGAUUUUUACACUGGGCCAUUUGAUAUUUGCACGCGGUAAUAUGGCAAUACCCUAUAAAAAUAUUGCAACAUUUGCUGUAGCCUUAGUGGUACCAUUGGCCAUAGGUUUGGGUAUACAAAAAUGUUCGCAACGUUUGACCAGAAUAUUGGUGCGUUUCCUUAAACCCAUCUCAACGUGCCUCAUAUUGUUUAUAAUCAUAUUUGCAAUUGUAACGAAUUUGUAUAUGUUUAAAUUGUUUUCGUGGCAGAUAAUAUUGGCCGGUUUAUUAUUACCCUGGAGUGGUUACGUGUUUGCCUGGAUAUUUGCGAAAACUUUAAAACAAAAUCCUGCCGAUGCUUUAACAAUUGCCAUUGAAACUGGCAUACAAAAUACCGGUAUAGCCAUAUUCCUCUUACGUAGUCUGCCCCAACCGCAAGCUGAUCUAACAACCGUUGUUCCCGUAGCUGUGGCAAUAAUGACACCAUUUCCUUUGUUGGCACUGUAUCUGUAUAAUAAAUGUACUGGGUUCGAUGUCAAAAACGGUACAAUUCUAACUAAUGAAAUUCCAGAACAUAGCAAUGAUCGAAUCUCAGAAAGUAGUUGAGUACUUGUAGCACAUAGUUUUGUGGUUUUACAUAUAAAUUCAUGAAUAUAUUGUAAUAUAUCUUCCAUUGGGUUCUUCCAAAACAAAAUUGUAAAUUAUAUUUAAAUUUAUACAUA